GGGGGCUUUGGAGCGCAGAGCGGUUUGGUCGUUCGUUGGGGUAGUAUCGUCCCUUAGCUCGCCAACUGCAGCUCUUCACUGGGCAACAGCGGCGGCGCGGUGGUCCGAAAAACGGCCUGAAACUCCGGCUUUGGGUGAGAGAAAAUGGCCCGAACCAAGCAGACUGCUCGUAAAUCCACUGGUGGGAAGGCCCCCCGCAAGCAGCUGGCCACCAAGGCUGCCAGGAAAAGCGCGCCCUCUACCGGCGGGGUGAAGAAGCCCCAUCGCUACAGGCCUGGCACUGUGGCUCUUCGAGAGAUUCGUCGUUAUCAGAAAUCCACUGAGCUUCUCAUCCGAAAGCUGCCUUUCCAGAGGUUGGUGAGAGAGAUUGCCCAGGAUUUUAAAACGGACCUGAGGUUUCAGAGUGCGGCCAUCGGUGCGCUUCAGGAGGCUAGUGAAGCGUACCUGGUGGGUUUGUUUGAAGAUACCAAUCUGUGUGCCAUCCACGCCAAGAGAGUCACCAUCAUGCCCAAAGACAUCCAAUUGGCUCGCCGGAUACGGGGAGAGAGAGCUUAAGUGAAGGCAGUUUUUAUGGCGUUUUGUAGUAAAUUCUGUAAAAUACUUUGGUUUAAUUUGUGACUUUUUUUGUAAGAAAUUGUUUAUAAUAUGUUGCAUUUGUACUUAAGUCAUUCCAUCUUUCACUCAGGAUGAAUGGGAAAGUGACUGUUCACAGAUCUCAGUGGUGCGCACUGGGCUCAGGAGUGACAAGUUGCUAAUAUGCAGAAGGGAUGGGUGAUACUUCUUGCUUCUCAUGAUGCAUGUUUCUGUAUGUUAAUGACUUGUUGGGUAGCUAUUAAGGUACUAGAAUUGAUAAAUGUGUACAGGGUCCUUUUGCAAUAAAACUGGUUAUGACUUGAUCCAAGUGUUUAACAAUUGGGGCUGUUAAGUCUGACCAUACAUCACUGUGAUAGAAUGUGGGCUUUUUCAAGGGUGAAGAUACAAGUCUUAACCACAGUGUAACUUACAGUUUCCUUAAGAAAAAAAAGUAAACCUGGCAGCUAUAGAAUACACGAUGUGCAUUUAUAAUAGCUAUUUUAUAUAUUGUAGUGUCAACAUUUUUAAAUUAAAUGUUUUACAUCCACAAGUGGUGGGGAGUCUUGUCAUUAAGGUGUGUAUAAUUUAGAGUCCAGUUGGUUUUCUCCUAACUAGACUGCACUUGUUUUCAUAGUUUAAUGCUGUAUGCAUAUUAAUACCUUGCAUAAGUCCUCAUUCUACCACAUGUUAGUUAACUAACCCUCUAGCUGGUAAUGCAAACACUAACGGAGAUUUUAUUUAUAAGGGCUCUAGAAUAAAAGUUAUUCGCACCAGCAUCAUCUGUUACUAAUCUAAGCUAGUUAGUGCAGCUUUUCAUUGUGUUGUGGUUGAUUUCAAAGCUAGGCUUGAGGAUUUUUUUUUCUCCUUUAGAGGAAAUAAUACCAAGGUUUGUUCUUUUCCUUGUGGAGUUUAGUGUAAACCUGAAUGGGGGAGGAGCGUUGCAGAUGCAGCUGAUUAGCCCGGUGCUGAUUCGAGGUGGUGUUUGGUUAGGUUACUUCUGGUGACUGUCCUAGGAAAAUCCCUUUUCUAGAGAUGGCCUUUCAAGUUCAUCCUUCUAUUGAAGUUUUUAGGUCAAUUAUGUAUGUUGACUAAAUUUACAAAUAAACUUGUUUAUCCAA
Messenger RNA from Dipodomys ordii (Ord's kangaroo rat), 1691 nucleotides. It is a transcript of the gene H3f3b, whose product is annotated as H3 histone, family 3B (H3.3B). Bases 145 to 555 code for a protein of 136 amino acids. Gene Ontology annotation, cellular component: nucleosome. The transcript has 4 exons. The record is from RefSeq and is a predicted model, not a curated record. Gene Ontology annotation, molecular function: structural constituent of chromatin; DNA binding; protein heterodimerization activity. NCBI's taxonomy places the organism in Eukaryota, Metazoa, Chordata, Mammalia, Rodentia, Heteromyidae.